GAUAAGUAACAAUUUCAAUGUUAUAAUAGUUCAAAAAUGAAUAGCAUCAAAGAAAACAUCUUAAACAGACAAAAUUGCUUUUUGGAAAAAAUGCGCAUAACAUUUUUAAUAAUCGCUCUCUUUUUCACAAAUGUCGUGGAUUCCAUAAACCAAAUGGAACUGGAUUCUCGUCACUUGAGUACUCGUGUGGUACAUACCAGAUAUGGUACUCUGAGAGGAUUUAUCAGUACAUUGUCGAAUCGUGAACUGCAACCUGUGGAAGUAUUCCUAGGGGUACCCUAUGCCGGGGCUCCCACCGGAGCUCUCCGUUUUAUGCCGCCAGUAACUUCCCCUCACUGGAAAGGAGUUCGACUGGCGGACAGUUACGGAUCAGUGUGUCCACAAAAAUGGCCAGACAUCAAAAACGAGACAGAAGCCUUGAAAAGAAUGCCACUUGGAAGACUUCGCUAUCUUCAAAGACUUCUGCCUAUGCUGUUUAAUCAGAGUGAAGAUUGUUUAUAUUUGAAUAUCUUCGCCCCUGCGUUUGUUGGAAGACAACCACGCAGACUCCCAGUCAUGGUUUACAUCCAUGGAGAAUCUUAUGAAUGGAAUGCAGGAAACCCUUAUGAUGGCCGAGUACUAUCCAGUUAUGGAAAUGUCAUAGUCAUCACUAUAAACUACAGAUUGGGUGUUCUUGGCUUCUUGCCGGCUGUGGACCGAUCUGCAAGAGGUAACUACGGCCUCAUGGAUCAGGUCGCAGCUCUGCACUGGAUACAAGAUAACAUCGCUGAAUUUGGAGGAGACCCGAGGAAUGUUACCGUGUUUGGACAAGGCCACGGUGCGGCGUGUGUCAACUUGCUCAUGUUGUCUCCGAUGGCGAAAAGCUUAUUUCACAGAGCUAUCAUGCACAGUGGUUCGGCGUUAUGUCCAUGGGCUAUUGCAAAGGACGCAAUUUCUCAUACACAAAAGUUAGCUCAAAGACUUAACUGUUCUAUGCAGGACAGUAUGAUGCUGAUAGAAUGCCUUCGUAAAAGAAGACUGGAAGACAUCAUGUCAGUAGAUAUUGCAGCACCUGAUCAUCUCACUGCUUUUGGACCCACGGUGGAUGGAAUAGUUCUUUCGCACGAUCCGAUUUACUUGAUGGAAACAAAACCAGAUCUAUUCUUAAGAUACAAUUUGAUGCUGGGAAUUACAAAAGUGGAGUCUUAUUUUGCUUUUUCUGCAGUUGAAGAAGUCGUCGGUAUCGAUUCUCACAGAAGAGACCGUGUAUUAAGAACGUUGGUUAGAAACUUAUAUACGCAUCACCUUCAACAGAUAUUUCUCACAGUUGUGAACGAAUACAUGGAUUGGUCAGUUCCACACCUUCAUUCCACGGAUAUUUUCAGGGGAACAGUGGAAGCAAUGAGUGAUGCCACCGUCGCCUCCAUAUUAAUUAAAACUGCCAUGUUCCACAGCAAUCCGAACUUACCAACGGACAGCCCGUUUUAUAUGUUCUUCAUACCAACCAAAACAUACUUCUACGUUUUCGGCCACCAGACAGAAGAAGGAGAUUAUGCGACAAGGCUCGGUUGCAUCACUGGAGAAGACCUAGCUUAUGUUUUUGGUGCACCCCUCGUGGCAUCUCUUGCCCAUUUUCCUAGUAACUUUACGGCGGAGGAAGCAUCUCUGUCUGAAACGACUAUGAUGUAUUGGACUAGUUUUGCAAAAUUUGGAGAUCCUAAUUUAGGAACGCAGCUUGGUGAAAUGCAGAUUGAUCCCACCAGAGGUCUCUACGAGCGUGUCAUCUGGCCGGAAUUCACAUCAAACCUGCAGAAGUACCUCAGCAUAUUAAUCAGGCCCAAAGUGAAGGACCACUACAAUGCUCACAAGCUUUCAUACUGGCUAAACUUGAUUCCAAAACUAGAUUCUAUUGACAACGCAACCACUGACCAACACCACAUGCUGGAAGAUCACCACAAUGCUUCGAUGUACGAUGGCUGUGUCCGUAGUCUCUAUGCCGAUGUCGAGCAGAAAACUGAAAAGCAAACGAUUGAAGAUUCAUCGCAGAUGACCAACACAAGCGAGAUCCUGGACACAGAUAAGGCUAUGUCCGCCAAUGUGACUGAAGUUCAAGUUUACGGUCUUGAUAAAGGAGCCCAUUUGUCGGCUCUUGGAGUGACCAUAGCUGUUGGAUGCUCACUGCUCAUGCUGAAUGCCGUCGUCUUUGCAGCGAUAUUUUAUCAGAAAGAUAAAAUAAAUGUAGCGAAAAAUAUGCAUAAAGCUUUUUAUGAGGUGGAAAGAAACAAGGAAGAAGAAGAGGACGCUUUUAAGAAGCCCUACCUACUGAAAGACGCCCCCUCUUCUCUCAUCCUUCACGAUUUCGAGCCCAUCCAGGCCUACAAGGAGCAGCCCAUUUUCGACUUGGUGGAGACGAACGAAAUCAAGCGGCAGCUGAGCGGGACAGCUGAAACUGAGCUUACGAACACUUCUUCAAAACCAGCCAAAAUAAAAACUGUCACCUUCGUAGAGGCUCCCACCAUUCUCUGCGAGCUUCCGGAUCCCACCGUGCCGGGUACGCCGAGUCAGAAAUGCCAGGACCAGAGAGCAUUUCACCCUUCCCAAAGCAAAGAAUCAGAAUGUGCGUCUAACAGCUAGUGAAACAUUCGAAAGUGCUAUGAAUACAUUUAAAAAAACGUCCAGUGAAGGAUCGAAGGUCUGGGAAUUGUAUCAGAAUAUUUCUAUCACCCCAAAAUUUACCAAUAUCAAGGUGGAAACACCAAAACAUUGACAAUUUUAUAUAUGCUGGAUUUCUAUAUUCAAAAGAAGUCUAUGUUAAAGUUAUUCGAUGGGUCAUGUCUGAAAUAUUUAUAUGAGUUUUUGACAUUUACUUUGU
This is a messenger RNA of Argiope bruennichi, 2851 nucleotides long. Its product is annotated as neuroligin-1-like. Gene Ontology annotation, biological process: neuron cell-cell adhesion; chemical synaptic transmission; modulation of chemical synaptic transmission. The record is from RefSeq and is a predicted model, not a curated record. The transcript has 9 exons. Lineage: Eukaryota; Metazoa; Arthropoda; Arachnida; Araneae; Araneidae. Gene Ontology annotation, molecular function: neurexin family protein binding; signaling receptor activity. Gene Ontology annotation, cellular component: cell surface; synapse; postsynaptic membrane. Bases 37 to 2613 code for a protein of 858 amino acids.